AACAUUUCUCCUUUUUUCAUUUCUCACGUUUCUCUUUCACAUUAUUGGAUGAGCUUUAAUGGACCCAGAUCUGCUAUUGAUUCUAAAUUUUCUUGAUCAUUGUCAUUGGGUGGUUGCAGAAAACCUGGCAGACAAGGGUAAAUCACACGUGUCGAAUUGUGCAACGUGUCGGUGAAGUGGCGCAUAUCAGGGCUGCGUGGACGCAUACCAUCUGACGUAUGAGAUUUCUUGCAUGUCGACAUAUUUUCUUUCUCUCGGUUACGUCGCCGUGACAACGUGUCCAACUGAAGGUGGCCAACAGCUUUCUCUCUUUAUAAGUAUGGCUUUAUAGUGGCAAUCUAGUGUCCCAUUAGGCCCAAAAAACAAACUUUAGAGCCAUUUUCAUGAGGGAUAUUAUGGAAAAAAAUAGUAACCGAGGAUUGGAGGCCAUAGAGAUGGCUUUGUAGUGCUUGUUUUCGGCUCUCAGCAGACUGGAUAUUUUCUUGUUUGGUUCUUUUAAUCUCAGAGCAUUGAUUCAACUUCUCAUGGCGGGAGGACAGAGAUCAAGGGGACUCAACAAGCCAUGUAUUCUUCUUAUAGUGGUGGCUGGUAUGGAGAGGUUUGCCUUCAAAGGGGUGGUAUCAAAUUUGGUCACUUAUCUCACGGAUGUUGUGAAGAUGAGCAAUUCAACAGCGGCUAAGACGGUGAAUAGUUGGUGCGGUUUAACGUCUAUGUUGGCACUGUUGGUGGCCCCUCUUGCAGAUUCUUAUUGGUAUCGGUACUCCACCAUAUUGGCCUCUUCUUUUCUCUAUAUUAUAGGGUUAUUGGCAUUGACAUCAACAGCAUUGGUGGGGACAUGGAUUCCUGAAGACAGAACCAGCGGUUCUUCAUUCCUCUUUUGGUCCCUUUAUUUGAUUUCGCUCGGACUAGGUGGAUACAACCCAUCAUUGCAGGCCUUUGGAGCAGACCAGCUCGAAACCGAAGAAGACUUGCCUUGUACCAAAGAUGAGAAGAAUCCUGACAGCAAGAGUUUGUUCUUCCAAUGGUGGUACUUCGGUAUUUGCAGUGGCAGCCUCUUGGGAGUCACAGUCAUGUCCUAUAUCCAAGACACAUCAGGUUGGGGAAUCGGAUUUGCCAUCCCCACCAUCGUAAUGAUCGCAUCUAUUGCAUUUUUCUCAUGUGGAACCCGGUUUUACACAUAUAGGCAGGAUAGGGAUGUCAACUGGAAGACCCUUGAAACCAUAGUUCAAGCCAUCAAAGCAAUCACAUCAAAAAUGAUGAAUUGUGGAAUUAACUUGCCAGCUAACAAAUCAUCCCAUGUGAUUGAGUUAGAGCUCCAAGAGAAGCCCCUUUGUCGCGACACCAAGGACUUGGCCGAAAACCAUAAGAGUGGCAUUUACCUGCCCGAAAGUAUAAAGGUUGUGUUGCGGCUCUUUCCCAUAUGGACAAUGCUUCUAAUGUUUGCAGUAAUUUUCCAGCAACCAGCAACCUUCUUUACAAAACAAGGCAUGACAAUGAAGAGGAACAUUGGAAGAAACUUGCUUAUUCCACCAGCAAUGCUGCAGAGCGCAAUUACAGUGUCCAUAAUUGUCCUAAUGCCUCUGUACGACAAAGUUCUGAUCCCGUUCACAAGGCUGAUAACCCGAAAGGAGAAAGGCAUCAAUGUAAUGCAAAGGAUGGGGAUUGGGAUGGUCCUCUCCAUCAUAGCUAUGGUAAUUGCAGCACUUGUGGAAAAAAAGAGGCUUAGCAUCAGCUCCAAACUGGAAUCACAGUCAGAAACAGUACCAUUGAGCAUCUUUUGGUUGCUGCCUCAGUACAUUAUCUUGGGCAUCGCAGACAUCUUCACCGUUGUUGGUAUGCAAGAGUUCUUUUAUGGCGAAGUUCCUAUCAGAAUGAGAACAAUGGGAAUAGCACUCUACUCUAGUGUCUUUGGAGUUGGGAGCUUCAUGAGCGCCUUCUUGAUAUGGCUGAUCGAAAUUUUCACAAGUUCAGGAGGAAGACAAGGUUGGUUCUCAGAUGACAUGAGAGAAGCCAGGCUAGACAAGUACUACUGGCUUUUAGCCUUGUCCAGUACAUUCAGCCUUCUUCUGUAUAUGCUCUUGUGUAAAUAUUACAAGAGCCGGAGUGAAUUGGACAGUGAAAGCUGAAAAUGAACUUGCUUAGCAUGAUGAGAGAACUGUGUACAUGAGCUUUUCAAUUUGUUCUUCUUCUUUUCCUCUGGAGUUUGACGUGUUUUAGUAAGCGAAAAUGACAGGUUUUCCAAAUGCUCUUGUUUUCCCUUCUUUUACGCGCGUAGUGUAAUUUUUGUUUACAAGAUGAACGAACAUUUAGGUUUUAUGAUAUCAACUUUUGUACA
Messenger RNA from Vitis vinifera (wine grape), 2335 nucleotides. RefSeq names its product protein NRT1/ PTR FAMILY 5.8. Gene Ontology annotation, molecular function: transmembrane transporter activity. NCBI's taxonomy places the organism in Eukaryota, Viridiplantae, Streptophyta, Magnoliopsida, Vitales, Vitaceae. Gene Ontology annotation, biological process: transmembrane transport. The record is from RefSeq and is a predicted model, not a curated record. The coding region runs from base 525 to 2126 and encodes 533 amino acids. Gene Ontology annotation, cellular component: membrane. The transcript has 5 exons.